Molecule: messenger RNA, 1821 nt
Organism: Fonsecaea monophora
Lineage: Eukaryota; Fungi; Ascomycota; Eurotiomycetes; Chaetothyriales; Herpotrichiellaceae
Exons: 8
Coding region: 1-1821 (606 amino acids)
Biological process (GO): carbohydrate metabolic process
Molecular function (GO): protein binding; hydrolase activity, hydrolyzing O-glycosyl compounds
Source: RefSeq, a predicted model, not a curated record
AUGUUCCAAAUCUACCAACCGCUCGCCAGCUGUGCGCCAUCCACGCAUGAAGACGUCUACAUUUUUGCAAUAGCCCCCGUCGCGGGACGCGGACUUGCUGCCAUCACUUCUGCCGAUGAGCUUCUUCUCCUCGAUAGGGACAACCUGGCGGUUUCCAACCCCGUGGGGAUUCAAGGGGUGCCCCAUAGGCUCUCUUCGUUGGUGGUUGACGAGCAGGGAACAAGUCUGAUUUGUGCUGGAGACGAUGGGACCGUGGCAAUUUUUGACGUCCGAACUCAGUCCAGUGUUGCCCACUUCAAGUCGGCCAAACCUGUCAAUUCUCUGGCUCUCAGGCUGAACGAUGUGGCUCUUGGCAGCGAAGCGCUCGUAUCCGUCUGGGAUCGAAGACAAGCGAAGGUCAGAUGGCAGAAUGCUGAGAUCAACGAUGAAAUCACGGCAUUGGGCUUCCACCCCUCCAGGGAUAAUCUGCUUCUGAGCGGAGGCGAUGACGGUGUAGUCUGCGUGUUUGACACCCAAAUUCAAGAAGAGCAGGACAGUCUGCUUCAGGCCGUCAACCAUGGUCCAAUUCACAAGGCAGGCUUCUUGGGACCAACAAAUCUAUACGCUUUGAGUUCGGACCAGAAUCUGGCGCUGCACUCUCUCACCGUUGAUGACGCAGAUGCGGAAACAGAUCAACCAGCACCGGAUCAGUUGGGCGAUCUGAGACCAAUUAUCCCCUGUGAAUAUGUGAUUGACAUCCUCCAAAGCGGCACGGACCAUGUCGUGGCUUGUGGCUCGCAUAGCAAUUCUCGUGUUGACUUGGUCCGAGUGGGUCGAGGAACAGGCCUCAAUGUGGAACAGCGAAUUGUCCUCGAAAAUGCCCAUGGUGGAGAGGUUGUUCGAUCAAUAUUUGCAGACGAGACCGACGGUACAAUUUUUACGGCAGGCGAAGACGGACGCAUUAUGGCAUUUCGUCCAUACAGCAGCGGUCUACCUACCACUCCUAUCGACCGCGCCUUCAUCCAAGGGACUUAUAAUUCGGGCCUUCCUCGGGGCCAGAAGAUCAAUGACAAAAGACUGGGCUCGGGCCUUGCCUUCCGGGAAACGAGCGCAACAGACCGUCGGAACAACGCCGCUGGAGGUCGCGCCGACAAUCCAACCAUCCGCUUGAACGCGAAAUAUGACUGGACAAAUGUCAAGAUCAAGGGGAAACACCUUGUCAUGAGGCAACGUGGCUACAGCCGGAAAGACCUGGAUGCUUACGCGACGGUCAGCAUUGCCGGUAUCCAGAGUCGACAGAUUGACAUGCUCUACGGAACCUACCGAGCAGUUUUCAAAGUCGAGGGAUCCAACGGUGGCGCCUGCUGGGAUCUAACUGCGGCGCAGGACGACCGAUCAGAAAUUGACAUGGAGAUUGUCACAAAAGGCACUUCGCUUGUGAACAACACGAUUAGCUUCACUUCACAUCCGUCUAGCGCACCAGAUGGCUCUCCCGUCCCAGGCGCGACCUUGGCCAAGUCAUUAGACGAACCCCAAUUCAACACGGACGUGUUUCGCGAAUAUCGCUUUGACAGCCACCCGGACCUUGGGGUCGCUUUUUACGUUGAUGGCAAGCUUGUUCACAAGAAUACCAACAACGUCCCAAAAGAGGGCGGCAACCUACAACUCAAGUUAUGGGCGGACGGGAACCAAUGGUGGAGCGGAACACCUAGCACUUCGGACGUAUUUAUGACUGUUGGGAGCGUUGUUGCAUACUACAACACCACUAAACUGGACCCCGGUUGGUUGGACAAGUGCAAAGCUGCCGGAGGCCCAAGCAAAAGCACUAUGUGCACCAUCUAA